GGCUGGGUGGGGUGAGGGCCUCCCAACCUCCGGCAGGGGCCGAGCUGGAGGGCAGGGGGCGUGGUGGGCCGCCUCUCGCCGCACCUCCCGUCGGGGCGGGACGGGUAGGCGAAGCCUGAUUGGACCGGUCUCCUGCCUCCUCCAGGCCGGACCCCCGCCGUGUCUAGCGCCGCUGAGCUGCUCACCUGAGCGCGCCGUGGGGGCGCAGCGGGGCGCAGAGAUACCCCUGGCGGGCGGCGGGCGGAGGGGGAUAAGCGGGGCCCUGCGGAAAGUGAGGCCUCCGCAGCCUCCGGGCGCCCUCUGGSUCCUGGUGGAGGAGCCUCCCUGGGCGCGAGGAACCCUCCGCCCCUGUCCGCCAGGCAGCGUCUGAGCUGUGCCCCGAGAGGCUCAGCCCGCGCCGGUUGGGUGGCCCCUCCUUAAAAUAAUGGAAUGUUUUCGAAGCUCCGUGGAGUCAGGAGGUGGAGCGCAGCUGUAUCUUGUGCCCCGCGAAAAUGCUUAGGUACGUGGCCAAGGUGGGCGGCACAGCCUGGCYCCGUGCGCGUGCCAGGUGUGCCCCUCACUGGGGCCGUCCCCGCCCUGGGAGGCGGAACCGAGGGUGGCCGCCCUUCCUCUUCCUGGGCAGGUGUGCGGAGCUCGAGGGGCGCGCAGCGGAGCAGCUCGCCGGCACAAUGAAUAAUCCUAUACCUUCCAAUCUGAAAUCAGAAGCAAAGAAGGCUGCUAGAAUCCUAAGAGAAUUCACGGAAAUAACUUCUAGAAAUGGACCUGAUAAGAUCAUUCCUGCCCAUGUGAUUGCCAAAGCCAAAGGCCUUGCCAUUCUGUCUGUGAUCAAAGCUGGGUUCCUGGUGACUGCCAGGGGAGGCAGUGGGAUUGUCCUGGCCCGCCUUCCAGACGGAACGUGGUCUGCACCUUCAGCCAUUGGGAUAGCUGGGCUUGGCGGGGGAUUUGAAAUAGGAAUCGAGGUAUCGGAUCUGGUGAUAAUUCUGAACUAUGAUAGAGCUGUUGAAGCUUUUGCGAAAGGUGGGAAUCUGACGCUUGGAGGGAACUGUACUGUGGCUGUUGGGCCCUUGGGAAGGAACCUGGAAGGAAAUGUGGCCCUGAGGAGCUCUGCAGCUGUCUUCACAUACUGCAAGUCCAGGGGACUCUUCGCAGGCAUCUCUCUAGAAGGGAGCUGUCUAAUUGAAAGGAAAGAAACUAACCGGAAAUUCUACUGCCAGGACGUUCGAGCCUGUGACAUCUUAUUUGGAGACGUGCCACGACCUGCGCAAGCCGAAGAUCUUUAUGAGAUUCUUGAUUCCUUCACCCAGAAGUACGAGAGUGAGGCGCAGCGCACCAACGCCAGGAGAGCAGCCAGGGAGCUACACAAGGCUAAGGAAUUACCUCCAAAGCCCUCCUCAAGACYACAGGGGUCAUCUGCAGCAGCCCAGCCGAGCUCCAGCUCUCAAAGUAACAGAAAUGAAUAUAAACUGUAUCCUGAGCUUUCCAGCUAUCAUGAGACUGUUGGCGGUUCAAAUCAGCCAGUAGAAGUGACAGCGCUGUAUUCUUUUGAAGGACAGCAGCCGGGAGACUUGAAUUUCCAAGCUGGAGACAAAAUCAUAGUUACAUCAAAAACUGAUUCACAUUUUGAUUGGUGGGAAGGAAAUCUUCGUGGCCAAACUGGCAUUUUUCCAGCCAACUAUGUAACCAUGAAUUAAAGUUUUGUUAUUUUCUCCCUUGAUAAUUACAAUUACGUAUCUGUGUGUGUGUGUGAGUGUGAGUGUAUGUGUGUGUGUAAUUACAAUUACAUGUAUACAUGUAAAUGACAGGGUCUACUGUCCAGUUAAGCAAUGUACAAUAUGGGUUUUAAAAUACUUCUUUCCUGACAAAUGUUAAUCCAAAACGCAAGAUAUUUCUUUCUAUAAAAUAACAGCU
Molecule: messenger RNA, 1908 nt
Organism: Urocitellus parryii (Arctic ground squirrel)
Lineage: Eukaryota; Metazoa; Chordata; Mammalia; Rodentia; Sciuridae
Gene: Sh3yl1
Product: SH3 and SYLF domain containing 1
Biological process (GO): regulation of ruffle assembly
Cellular component (GO): ruffle membrane
Molecular function (GO): phosphatidylinositol binding; protein binding
Source: RefSeq, a predicted model, not a curated record